CUGAUCAUGGAUAAUGUUUCUGUUGUGAACAUUUUCAUUCUAUCAGGGUUAAACGAGACAAAUAAUUACAGACUAACUCUUUUCACAUUGACUUUAUUGUAUUACUGUGUGAUUUUGUUUCUCAAUAUCUCUCUCAUCCUGAUCAUCAUCUUGGAUGAAAACCUGCAUGAACCCAUGUACAUCUUAUUGUGCAGUUUCUGCAUUAAUGGACUUUAUGGGACCACAGGUUUCUUCCCUAAAUUCCUCUUAGAUCUGCUGACUUCUUCUCAACAAAUCUCAUAUGAAGGAUGCCUUUUGCAGGCUUUUGUCAUGUACUCGUUUGCUUGCUGUGAUUUAUCUAUUUUAGCAGUUAUGGCUUACGACAGAUAUCUGGCUAUAUGUCGACCACUGCACUACCACUCUGUCAUGUCAAAGAGGAGGCUCUCUCAGCUGAUAUGUUUCUCCUGGCUAACACCUUUCUGCGUUUUCUCCGUUAAUGUUCUGCUAACUUCCAGACUAAAGCUGUGUCGUUUCAAAAUACAGAGUCUCUUUUGUGUUAAUUGGAUGAUUGUUAAACUUGCUUGCGCCGAUGCUGACACCGUUUCAAACAACAUAGUUGCAUAUUUUGCAAUUUUCAUUUUUAUGUUUCAUGGGUUUUUCAUCAUUUGGACUUAUAUGCAUCUCAUAAGUACUUGUGUUAGGUCCAAAGAUGACAGGGUAAAGUUUAUGCAGACAUGUCUUCCUCAUUUGACCUCUUUAAUCGUUUUUGCAGUUGCAGUACUGUUUGAUUUGAUGUAUAUGCGAUUUGGUUCCACAGAUUUGCCUCAAAGCCUACAAAACUUCUUUGCUAUAGAAUUUUUGCUGAUACCUCCUUUGAUGAAUCCUGUAAUAUAUGGAUUUAAACUGACUAAAAUACGAAACAGAAUAAUUCUUGGUUUUGUGCAUGUUAAGAGAAAAUGA
Molecule: messenger RNA, 939 nt
Organism: Eleginops maclovinus (Patagonian blennie)
Lineage: Eukaryota; Metazoa; Chordata; Actinopteri; Perciformes; Eleginopidae
Product: olfactory receptor 4B13-like
Exons: 1
Coding region: 7-939 (310 amino acids)
Biological process (GO): G protein-coupled receptor signaling pathway; detection of chemical stimulus involved in sensory perception of smell
Cellular component (GO): membrane
Molecular function (GO): olfactory receptor activity; G protein-coupled receptor activity; odorant binding
Source: RefSeq, a predicted model, not a curated record